This is a messenger RNA of Rhipicephalus microplus (southern cattle tick), 1805 nucleotides long. Its product is annotated as macrophage mannose receptor 1. NCBI's taxonomy places the organism in Eukaryota, Metazoa, Arthropoda, Arachnida, Ixodida, Ixodidae. The record is from RefSeq and is a predicted model, not a curated record.
CGCGAGAACUACCGCUCUCGGGUAGCCUGCACCGCGCGAUCAAGCAGCAUGAAGAGUGCACGAAGCAGGCACCACUAAUACGCGUGUUUAGACGUGUUUUUCGUCGCACUUGUUCACCACAGGAACCAAUAUGAGCAUCGCAAUUAUUCUGAUCGCUCUGGGCUUAAUAGGGGCGCCUUGCUUGAGCUUCAAGGCGAGUCGACUAUUCCACACAGAUGACGUGCGGGUAAACUCUGCUCAAGUAAAUUUGGUGCAGGGUGGACAUUGCCCAGAGCAUUGGGUAGCUUUCGGUCAAAGCUGCUACUGGUUUGCAAGCAAUGAAAGCCGGAUGAUGUACUUCCAAGCCACUCGACACUGCAAGUCGCUAAACGGGAGCCUCGUCUCUGUACUCACGGAAAAAGAACAAAAGUUUUUGAUGAGCCGUCUUAGUGACGCAACAACCAACUUAUGGAUUGGCAUCGAGCGCCUUCCAAACAAAACGUGGACAUGGAUGGACGGCAACCCUGUUACUUACACUAACUGGAUUAUCGGCCAGCCUCGCCCGAAAGGCGAGGACUGCACUGAAAUUCUGACCGGCACGCUGCACCCGGGAAAGUGGAAUCAAGUUCGGUGCAACGCCAAAAGAAUGCACGUCUGCGAAAAGAAACGAGACAGGUCACUGCCUCCUCAGCCUUCGAUAAAAAACAGCUCUCGAUGUGAGCUGGCAUUCCCGGGAUCAUUCCAGUACCGGCAGUCGUGCUACCGCAUGGGUUCAUACCAGGACUGGGACCGCGCUGCCGAGAUCUGUUUAUCUCAGGGUGGGCAGCUGGCGGACGUGCGAGAUGUCUUCGAGGAUGCCUUCCUCUCCGUGAAGUUCAAUUUUCGUGGUGGUCUGUUCUGGAUUGGUCUCCAGGACGUGAAGGCCACAGGACUUUUCACCUGGUUGAGCGGUUGGCCGGUGCAGUACACCAACUGGGCUCCCUUACAGCCAGAUGCUUCGACCGGCGACCGGCGUUGUGUGGCUGCUGACCUAGCAACGGGGAUGUGGCGUGUGCAGCCCUGCGACACGCACUUGCCUUUCCUCUGCCAAUUUGACAAUGAAAAGCCCCCCGAAGUGAAGCAUCAUGAAGGCGCAUGUCCCGAACAUGCCAGAAACUGGAUUGACGUGGGCAACCCUUACUGCUAUUGGCUCGAAACGGAACGCCUGAUGACUUUCAACGAGUCCUUCGCCAUUUGCGACAGCAAAAACUCGUCGCUGGCCAGCUUCCACUCCAAAGAGGAAGUCGGAAGGCUGAGUCCGUACCUUCGUAAGUCGCAGCACCAGUUGUGGAUCGGCCUCGUCAGUAGUUACAACGACAGCUACGAAUGGCUGGAUGGCUCUCCUCUGAAUUACGAGCACUGGAAAAAUGGGGAACCAAGCAGCAUCGACGAGAACUGUGUUGAAAUGCGACAGUUUGACGCUCUGUGGAAUGACAUCCACUGCGACGUAAAAAACGGCUUUAUUUGCGCCGUGGAGAAAGAAACUCAAGCUGAUGAAAACGAAGGUGCACCGGGAAGUCGCUACGGCACGAAGACCAGCGCGGGAGUGUACGUGGCCGUUGCACUGGGUUCGCUGCUCGUGCUCGUCGCGGCGGCGUUUGCCAUUCAGCAGGUGGUGCGCCUCUCCCAGUUCAGGCGACGGAAUGGAGGGCUGUUCUCAUUCGAAAACAACGUGUACAUUGAUCCGCCCGUCUACGAUGCAAACGCCUCGCUUCGAUGAAUUUCACCGUCAUUACCCCUGUGCCGCACCUAUACUGCAUCUUGAGUGCCGAAAAAGCGGCACUGUG